GGUGGCUGUGCGUGAGCCGCUGGAGUGGGCCAAGACCUGCGCCGCGGAGGUGUGGCGCUUCAGCAGCGCCGCCUAUUUCUCGCUGCUGGAGGGGCUGCGGCGGCCCUACUACGGCGAGCCGCUGGACAUGUCCCCCGGGCGGCUGGCGGGCGCAGUGCUGCUCGCGCUGCUGUGUGGGCUGCUGUCGGCGAGCUGCGUGCUGGUGCUGGGGCUGCUGCGGCUGCCCUUUGUGGUGGCCAGGGCGCUGGGUGAGUGGAUGUCCAAGGUCGCGGCCUGCCCCACCCGCCUGAUGUGCUUGUGGAUGCCCCUGUGGGUGCUUGCCGUACCCGGAAUCCCAGUGGGGGUGCUGCUGGGGUUCAUCCUGCUGCUGCUGGGCUGCUGCGUCUACCUGGGCCCUACAUGCGGAGUGGUGGCGUACAUGAGCGCGUCGGCCCAGCCCGUACCCUACCGGAGCCCCUACCUCCGCGCCAAGCGGUCCCUCUUCACCGCCCUGGACGUCAUGUACUCACACG
Messenger RNA from Astrephomene gubernaculifera, 512 nucleotides. NCBI's taxonomy places the organism in Eukaryota, Viridiplantae, Chlorophyta, Chlorophyceae, Chlamydomonadales, Astrephomenaceae. The record is from the annotation of a GenBank genome assembly.